AUGACUGCUCAACAUCCUUCGCACAAUGGCCAUCAACAAUGGGUUGCUGAUACUGGUGCUAACACUCAUAUUACCAAUGAAUUGAGAUAUUUAUCCCUUGCUAGAGAGUAUCAUGGUUCCGACAAUGUUGGCGGUGUGCUUGGUGGAACAGGAUUUGGCGACGAGGAAGAUGCCUUUCUGGGGCUAGAGUAG
Prunus armeniaca (apricot) is the source of this 192-nucleotide messenger RNA. NCBI's taxonomy places the organism in Eukaryota, Viridiplantae, Streptophyta, Magnoliopsida, Rosales, Rosaceae. The record is from the annotation of a GenBank genome assembly.